Molecule: messenger RNA, 3201 nt
Organism: Saccostrea cuccullata (small rock oyster)
Lineage: Eukaryota; Metazoa; Mollusca; Bivalvia; Ostreida; Ostreidae
Product: arfaptin-2-like
Exons: 6
Coding region: 106-1173 (355 amino acids)
Biological process (GO): regulation of Arp2/3 complex-mediated actin nucleation; intracellular protein transport
Cellular component (GO): trans-Golgi network membrane
Molecular function (GO): phospholipid binding; protein domain specific binding
Source: RefSeq, a predicted model, not a curated record
UGAUACGUCAUCAUCGACAAGGUGUCACGACACACAGACAGACAGCAGAUGAUACAUUAAAAAAUUGUAAAAAUAUACAUUCAUAAAGAUUUGCCAGGAAUACAUAUGAUGAUGGCAGAUUCAGGUCCAGCGUAUAAUGGGAACUCCAAGGCCAACGACACCUUUGAGCAGGACCUGAAGGACAUCCUGAACGAUGGACAAGACCUGACAGAUGUACAUAACACUGUACAAAGUGGCUCCCCCAACAAGGUCAUGACCUCCUCCUACCCUGGAGCUUCCACCGGUAACUUUGGAACACAGUCUGGUCUCCCUCGCUCUUUCACUAUGCCUCCUGCAACAAGCAAUAUCCCACUAUCGUCACAAGGGGCUAGACAGAACAAUGGUGGUGACUUUCUUCCCAAGACUGUGCAUGCUGCUCAAACAAAACUAGAAACCAUCAAACACUGGAGUGUAAACACCUUCAAAUGUACCAAACAAUUCAUCUCAGAAAAAUUUGGCAAAGGCUCCAAAACUGUGGACUUGGAAUUAGAAAAUCAAAUCGAAACCCUGAGAGAUAUGCAAAGAAAGUAUUCCAACAUUUUACGAUUGGCAAGGACAUUAACUAACCAUUUUUACCAGGUUGUGCAGACACAGAGGGCUCUGGGAGAGGCGUUUGCAGAACAAUCUCAAAGGAACCCUGAGCUUCAGGAAGAGUUCUCCUACAACUGUGAGACUCAAAGGAAUUUGGUGAAAAAUGGAGAAGUUUUACUGGGUGCAAUGAAUUUCUUCACAUCUUCAGUCAACACUCUUUGCAAUAAGACAAUGGAGGACACACUCCUAACAAUAAAAAAUUAUGAGGCAGCCAGGUUGGAGUAUGAUGCAUACAGAAAUGAUGUUGAGGCUCUUCAGUUAGGUCCCAGAGAUUCUACUCCUGCCCAAAAAAUAGAAGAGGCCAAGAAAAAGUUUGAAGAUCACAAAGAAAAGUUUGAAAAGCUUAGAGGAGAUGUGGCCAUCAAGUUGAAAUUUCUAGAUGAAAACAGGGUCAAAGUCAUGCACAAACAACUUCUGCUGUUCCACAAUGCCACGUCCGCCUACUUCUCUGGGAAUGCCACUGCCCUGGAAUCCACCCUCAAGCAGUUCAACAUCAAACUGAAAUCUGCCAACACGGACGGCCCUUCCUGGUUAGAGCAGUGACAUCUUUAACCAUUAUCUAGUCAUGUGAACCAUUGUGAGAACUAAACCAUGUGAGCAUAUUAAUACAUGUAAAUGAGAAUUAUGAAUGUGAGAUAGAGAGUUACUUCCCUUGCUCACCCUAUUCCUGACACAAAUAUUUGAUAUAAAAGUCCCAGGUUUUAUCAUUGCUGUGUAUACUCAAGCUUUUCUUGGUCCAUUUCAUAAAAGUGGGUUAUGUACAUACAUGGUUGAACUUAAGUAAGAAGCUUAAAUUUUUUUGUUUUGUUUGCUUUGAUUUGGUUUAAGGAGCAGGUGAAUUAUUUUGUGGUAGUUACUGUACUCCAACGUCAACAAAGGUACAUACAUUCCAGAUUUGGGUGAUAUUUGAUGUCAUGAAACCAUGUUUUUAUGGUUACUCUGGUUCACUGUUGACAAUAUUUGUUAUAUCGUCUCAAUACACUUCAGAUGUACAUGUAUUUGUUGUUUUAAAUUGUGUGUUAAAGGAUGGAAAUUAGAACAGUUGCAAAUAUCUUCAUUGUAUGCAUCUUGCUUUUAUGUAUGGAUAAUUAAUUUUAAAUUUUAAUCAAUUUAAGUCCAUAUGGUCUUUAAUUAUACAUUUAUAUACAUUGUACCUGAUGAACCUGUACACAGCUAUGCAAAGUUAUUUUAAUUAUAAACAUUGAGCUAUAACUAUUGUUAAAAUUGUUUUAUUCACAAGGGCUCUACAGAAUUUAAAACUCACUGAAAAUUUAACUAUGAGUUGUUAGUCAUUUCAUGAAAUACUCUUAUAGAUUGAUGCAUUUGCAUUUAUAGCUUGAAUGCAUUAGUUGUAUAUAUGUUAUCAUCAAAGAUCUAAAUAUGUACACAUGUAUAUUUCUGUCAUCUACAAAUUGAAUGCUUUCAAAGUAUGACCUUAGGGGUUGUGGAUUGAAAACAAGGUGACCUUGUUUUCAAGUACUAUUUGUCUUUCACUGAUCACUGAUACACAAACUGCUAAAUAUGGGCUAUUUGUGCUUUAUUUUUUCAUUCAUGUUUAAUUGAAAAAUACAUGAACUUUUGGCAACAAAAGGCUAAUAAUGAAUCAGCAGUAUAAGUAAAACAUUAUGAAACAGAGAAACCUGCAUUUCACAAUUUUAAUAAGAAGAAAUUUGAAAAUUUUCGAAAACAUUGUUAUUUAAAAUUCAAAAUUCUGACAUUGAGUACUAGUCUGUUUUCAGGUUAUGGUCCUUUGGGAGGAACUUAAACAUGAUCUUUCUGAGCUCAUGCAAGCACAUUUUCACAACAAAGCUUAAAUCUCUCAGGUUGAAAAAUUAUUAAAGAGGGUGGAGUGUUAAAGGAUUGUUAUAUGCAACAACUUUACAAAGGCAUAAGAAAAUAAUGGUGGAAAAAGGUAGAUGUGAAUUUUAUCUAUUAAAAUUUUAUCACACUAGUCAGAUUGUAGGAAAACAUCCUUUAGAGUAGAUUUCUAACACAUAUUCUCUCAGCACAUAUAGUGUCCUUCCCCUACCCGUAGUAAAAAAAAUAUACAUGUAAAUAAAUUCAUUUAUAAGGAUUUUUUUAACUUUGUUUGGCAGCAUUAUUUUUUGUUUCACUUGAAUUUUUGGUUUUCAAUUUCAUACCUAUCUUUGCAAUAUUCCUCUGUUCGCAGUGUAUUAUCCUAACAUUUUCUUUCAUACACACUGUAAUAUUGAAAUCCAUAUCUUGCAAUGCAUCUUCCAUCCCAUUUAGAAACAGUGUGUGAUAUACAUUAUUAACAAAAGAAUACUAGAAGCCCUAUAUAUGUAAAUACUGUGUUAAUGAACACUCCAUGUUUAUUUAUUUAAUCAUGUUAAUAGAUGCUUAUUUUGUUGUAACUUACACUGAUUUUACAUGUACAUGUAUCUAUAAAGACCACUGUACUGGGUUUUUCUUUUUUUAUAAAAGUGGUUUAUUUAAGUUUUUCUCCAUUAUUUAUUUGUAUGCAGUAUAUAUUAUAUUAUAUACCUGCCUCUGUAAAAUACAUGCAUUCAUAUUUAAAAUGAAGUUGUGAUUAAAAUUUACAAACCUUCA